This is a messenger RNA of Lotus japonicus, 1413 nucleotides long. RefSeq names its product 24-methylenesterol C-methyltransferase 2. Lineage: Eukaryota; Viridiplantae; Streptophyta; Magnoliopsida; Fabales; Fabaceae. Gene Ontology annotation, molecular function: S-adenosylmethionine-dependent methyltransferase activity. Bases 141 to 1229 code for a protein of 362 amino acids. The transcript has a single exon. The record is from RefSeq and is a predicted model, not a curated record. Gene Ontology annotation, biological process: steroid biosynthetic process.
AUUGGUUUCACUCACUCACUUAAGUAGUGAGUGUGAAACUAGUUCCACCCAGAAGCAAAGCGCAGCCCCCAAAGUAGGGUGAGAAAUCUCUCUCUUUCUCUCCUCUCUGUUUUUGAUCUUCAUCCCUUCCCUCUUUUGGAAUGGAUUCCCUCUCUCUCUUCUGCACCGGAGCUCUCAUCGCCGGCGGCCUAUACUGGUUCGUCUGCGUUCUCGGCCCCGCCGAACAAAAGGGCAAACGCGCCGCCGAUCUCUCCGGCGGAUCCAUCUCCGCCGAGAAAGUCCAGGACAACUACGACCAGUACUGGUCCUUCUUCCGCCGCCCCAAGGAGAUCGAAACCGCCGAGAAGGUCCCCGAUUUCGUCGACACCUUCUACAAUCUCGUCACCGACAUCUACGAGUGGGGUUGGGGCCAGUCCUUCCAUUUCUCCCCUUCCAUCCCCGGGAAAUCUCACCGCGACGCCACGCGCCUCCACGAGGAGCAUGCCGUCGAUCUAAUCGAGGCCAAGCCGGGUCACAAGAUCCUCGAUGUGGGAUGCGGAGUUGGUGGGCCCAUGCGUGCCGUCGCCGCCCACUCGCGAGCCAACGUCGUGGGGAUCACGAUCAACGAGUAUCAGGUGAAUCGGGCCAGGCAGCACAACAAGAAGGCGGGUUUGGAUUCUCUCUGCGAGGUGGUGUGUGGGAAUUUCCUCCAGAUGCCGUUUUCCGAUGAGACAUUCGACGGCGCGUACUCGAUCGAGGCGACAUGCCACGCGCCGAAGCUGGAGGAGGUGUACGCGGAAAUCUUCCGGGUUCUGAAGCCGGGGGCUCUCUACGUUUCCUACGAGUGGGUCACGACGGAAAAGUACGUGGCGGAGAAUCCUGAACACGUGGAGGUGAUUCAGGGGAUCGAGAGAGGCGACGCGCUGCCAGGGCUGAGGAGCUACGCUGACAUCACUGCGGCGGCGCGUAAGGUGGGGUUCGAGGUGGUGAAGGAGUUGGAUCUGGCGAAACCACCGGCGCUUCCGUGGUGGGACCGGUUGAAGAUGGGUAGGAUCGCGUACUGGAGGAACCACAUUGUGGUGACUGUUCUCGCCGCAUUGGGAAUCGCGCCGAAGGGGACGGUGGAUGUUCAUGAGAUGCUGUUCAAGACCGCUGACUUUUUGACCAGAGGAGGUGACACUGGAAUCUUCUCCCCGAUGCAUAUGAUCCUCUGCAGAAAACCCAAAGUCAACAAAAACGACGACGCUUAAACUUGAAGAAAAUUGAGAUGAAAUCAGAUUGAGGUAGUACCCUGAAAAUCUCGCUAGCACCCUGUUUCUGCUACUCUUUUUUUACUUUUCUAUAAUUUUGGAUUUAACUUAUUAUUAUUAUUGUCAAUGUGAACUUCAUGUAAUAUUUGGUUUUGAAUUUUCUAAUGUAGUUCUUUAAUUUUAA